Temnothorax curvispinosus is the source of this 720-nucleotide messenger RNA. RefSeq names its product glutaredoxin-C4-like. The coding region runs from base 274 to 603 and encodes 109 amino acids. The record is from RefSeq and is a predicted model, not a curated record. Gene Ontology annotation, molecular function: glutathione disulfide oxidoreductase activity. The transcript has 3 exons. Gene Ontology annotation, biological process: cellular response to oxidative stress. Gene Ontology annotation, cellular component: cytoplasm. Lineage: Eukaryota; Metazoa; Arthropoda; Insecta; Hymenoptera; Formicidae.
UCAUUUUCCCAAACUGUACAUUGUCGGCUUUCCUUAUUCGCGACCUCGCUAUUGACGCCUCGUGUGCACGAGACUUAAUAUUAACCGGAGUAAAACGUAAAACCUGUCGGUCAGCUGCAAGUGCAGCAGUCGCGUCUUAUCUCUGGAGUGGACGGAUUUGCGCGUUCGUUUCUUCACCGAUCGGAUCCUCCUAACUAGGCAGCUAAUUCCUGCGGUGACACAGCAUUAUUUAUAUUCUUAAAGCAGCGUUAGUCACAGCUGAAGCUCAAUAGAAUGGGUUCGGUUUCCAGUACAAAAAGGCCCAUCAUGCCGUCAACACGAGACCUCGUCAACGAGCUGAUCGCGAAGGACUCGAUCGUCAUAUUCUCCAAGACGUACUGUCCUUACUGCACAAUGGCCAAGAAGGUAUUUGAUUCAUUGAAGAAGACGUACACGGCGGUAGAGUUGGACGACAGGGAAGACGCGCAGGAGAUACAAGACGUGUUGGGCGAAAUAACUGGCGCCAGGACAGUGCCCAGAGUAUUCCUCAACGGAGAGUGCUUAGGAGGCGGUACCGACGUGAAGAAACUGUACGAGAAUGGCGAGCUCGAAAAAAAAUUUUGAAUUUUCCUCGUCGAAGCGUCUUGUGAUCAAUUUCAAAUAAUUCGUUUGUAAGAAGGAGCAACCUAUCCUACCACAAUAAAUAAAAUAUAUCUAUGUUGAUGCGGAGGAAGAAAAAGA